Marmota flaviventris (yellow-bellied marmot) is the source of this 399-nucleotide messenger RNA. RefSeq names its product C-X-C motif chemokine ligand 17 (gene Cxcl17). Lineage: Eukaryota; Metazoa; Chordata; Mammalia; Rodentia; Sciuridae. Gene Ontology annotation, biological process: macrophage chemotaxis; positive regulation of macrophage chemotaxis; negative regulation of inflammatory response. The record is from RefSeq and is a predicted model, not a curated record.
AUGGCUGGCCAACUCCAUUGCUCCCAGUCUGAGAUGAAACAGAACAUCAUGGUGGAAGGGUUCAUCUUGUACUUUCUUACCCCAGCCCUGAAAUCAGUCACUUCUACAGGGAACCCAGGGGUCGCCAGAGGCAACAGGGACCAACGCCAGGCUUCUGGGAGGAGGCUCCUGAAAGGCAGCCAAGAAUGUGAGUGCAAAGAUUGGUUCCUGAGAGCCUCUAAGAAAAAACCCAUGACAGCGGCCGGGCUGCCAAAGAAGCGAUGUCCCUGUGAUCAUUCUACAGUCAGCGUGAAGAAAACCAGACACCGAAGGCACCACAGGAAGUCAAACAAGCAUUCCAGAGCCUGCCGGCAAUUUCUCCAACGAUGUCAAUUAGAAAGCUUUGCUCUGCCCUUGUAA